Nothobranchius furzeri (turquoise killifish) is the source of this 2838-nucleotide messenger RNA. It is a transcript of the gene tmem266, whose product is annotated as transmembrane protein 266. Gene Ontology annotation, molecular function: monoatomic ion channel activity; voltage-gated channel activity. Gene Ontology annotation, biological process: monoatomic ion transport; transmembrane transport. Lineage: Eukaryota; Metazoa; Chordata; Actinopteri; Cyprinodontiformes; Nothobranchiidae. Gene Ontology annotation, cellular component: plasma membrane; dendrite. The record is from RefSeq and is a predicted model, not a curated record.
UUUUACGUCGACGCUUUCAGGGAGGCUCAGACACAGGGACGUACAGUAUGCUGCCGCCCCCAAGUCCUCACCGUGGAUUAUCAUUCAGUUACGAGUCUCCCCUUCAGUUUUAUUCUUUUGUUUAUUUGAUUUAAUAGAAAACUUAGCAUCCGUUUCCCCCGCGUUGCCGCCGCCCACCGCGCAUCUUUAACAGCUGGAGUCCCCGUUUCAGCACCUGGACAGCUCCCCGGGUCGUUUCCUUUUGUCGUCGGGGGGCGAAGGAGCUGAUGGAGUUCCUGGUGUGAACGUGGGGGAAGCCCUGCGACCACACCGUGCCUCCCCCCUCCUUUAAGAUGCCGUUAUCUCGCUGAUUCGGUGACAGCCCCCGUCCUCUCCGCCGAAGGAUGGUGCUUCCAGCCCGGAGGUGUUUUCAUCCAGCGCUGUCCUCUGAGAGGCGAUACGGGUGCGUGGUCGGCGCAAAUUCAAGGCUGAUUGCAACCUACACACAAGACGAUCUGAGCAUCACUCAUCACCAUCAUCAUCAUCAUCUGCGAAGGGGGAGAUAUCAUCACCCCUGGGGCAAAGGAGUCAAGACCAUUCUAUACACAAUCUAGGAUCCACACGAGAGGUGUGCUGCGGUAGCAAAAUUAUAUUUCACACUUGGUCUUGGUGAGUGUGAACGUCUGCGAACAGCAACAAGACCCUGACAUGAGCAACACACACGCUCCUCUCCAGGUUGGAGCCUCAGAGCUGGAGGUCAUCUCCCAGCAGGUGGAGGAGGAUAAUCAGUGCGUGGCUCCAGUUCAGCUUGUCAGCUUCACCUACAGAGACUUGCCUUUGGCAGCUCUGGACAUAUCCCUUGCUGGAUCCCAGCUCAUCUCCAACCCAGAUGAGGAAGACAACAGAGAGGGGUCAAACUGGCUGAAGCCAUGCUGCGGGCGACGAGCAGCGCUGUGGCAGGUCUGUCUGCUGUCAGCGGGUUUCAACUGCUUCCUGGUGGCUUCCGUCGUCCUUGUGGUGCUGCUGCUGAUCCUGGAGCUGCUAAUAGACACCAAGCUGUUGCAGUUUAAUAAUGCAUUACAGUGUGCUAGCAUCCUCCACUGGAUCAGCCUGGCUAUUCUCUCUGUGUUCUUCACUGAGACGGUGUUCAGGAUCGUGGUGUUGGGGAUAUGGGAUUACAUAGAAAACAAAGUAGAGGUGUUUGAUGGAGCCGUCAUCGUGCUCUCGCUGGCCCCCAUGGUAGCCUCCACUGUGGCCAACGGCCCCAGCAGCCCCUGGGACGCUAUUGGUCUCAUCAUCACUCUGCGCAUAUGGAGGAUCAAGAGAAUCAUAGAUGCCUAUGUUCUGCAGGUGAAGGUGGAAAUGGAGCUGGAGAUGCAGCAGUACGAGAAGGCCAAGGCAGUGAGGGAGGAACAGCUUGAUCGUCUUACCCAGAUCUGCCAGGAACAAGCUUUUGAAAUCAGGCAGCUGAGAGCCCACCUGGCCCAGCAGGAUCUGGACCUGGUGGCAGAGCGAGAAGCAGCCAUGCAGAUUCACCACAUGUGGGGUAAACCGAGUAGCUGUUUCCAGGAGGUGGACGGACUCACCCCUGGAGCCCCAGAGCGUCACAGGCCUGCUAAAGCCAGAGAGGGACCUGGAGGCCCUGCAGAUCAUCAUGGUCAGGAUGACAUGAAUAACUACAUCAGCCAGUACUACAGUGAGCCAAGCAGUGACAUGGGGAUCCCAGACCCGGCCCGUGUCAUCACAACAGCAGCCAUAGAUGUUCACCUGCCUAACAACCCCAGUCAGCUUCCCUCUUCCUUGGUGAGUGUGGACGCGGUGCCGUCCGGACGUCUGCAACGCACCAACAGCUCGGUCAGCGAAGCGUCCACUACCACGGUGUCCCGCACCAGCUUCAGCGCCCGCCAGCACAGCAUCAGCAGCCACACGUUGGGAUCCAGCAUGGACUACAGCUCCACGGUGCGCGAGGACUCCACCUCCACAGACUACAGCAACCAGCGCUGCUACCCCCCACCUUACAGCAGCCCUCUAGCGCUGGGCACUCAGCAACAAGGGAGUCCCAGAGCUGUGGUGCAGGAGCUGCUCUCCUCCCUCUCAGAGGACUCUUGUCUCACCCAGAAGGGUCUGGACCCUGUCAAUCUCAAAAGGCCCAGUCCCACAGGUUCCACAAAUAACAGUCCAGAACUGGAACACAGGGUCAACAUUUACAACAAGCGGAACCAGGAGAGCCGAAUCGGGCUUCACAUGAAGACUGUCAUCCAUCUGCAGGGUAAUGAGCCUCUUCUGGAGGAGAAAUACCGGAUGAUGGGGCCAGUAGAGACCUCAGUCAAACGCCUGUCAGAGACAUAAGACUCCACAAGGCCUGCAGUUCAGCUCAGAUGCAAAACUACCAACUCACACCGACGAGAGUUGCACCUGCAUUUAAAAGACUUGAGGACUUUAUUUUGCUCAAACUGAGAAGACGAACCUGCCAACAUGGCACAAACACAGCAUGUGGAUGAAGAAGCAUCAGGUGACACUUUUCAGGAAUUGACACUAAUAAAAGCUUUCAUAUUUUUUAUAAAACCAACCAGCAAAGCAGAUCAAGAAACACAUUUCCUAAUGACAACGUGAGCAGGAAAUCUGGCCUUUCAUUUGUCUUUUUCAAGGAAAUAUAUUAACUUUAAAAAGAUGCAAGAACAUGUGAACAGUAACCAUCACAGCACUGAGAUACAGUUGCUGAAACUUACUGAUGAUCUCAUUUUAGAACAAACUUUUUAAGAUUUGUAAUCUCAUUUGAAACUGUUUGGGGAAGUAUUCACUGGUAAGUCCCUGAUGAGCAAAAUAAACCCAAUAAAAAGCAAAAACACUGCAAAGUUA